Messenger RNA from Thecamonas trahens ATCC 50062, 1226 nucleotides. RefSeq lists its product as uncharacterized. Bases 1 to 1164 code for a protein of 387 amino acids. The transcript has 2 exons. The record is from RefSeq and is a predicted model, not a curated record. Lineage: Eukaryota; Apusomonadida; Apusomonadidae.
AUGGAGUCUCCCGACAAUGGCACCGCCGAUGCCACCCGCCGCCUCGCCGCCGCCGAGCAACGGAUCGAUGAGCUCACGGCACUGGUGAAGCGACUCGAGGCGCAGAACAGCGUGACGACGACAGCGCGCAGCGUGCCGACCCGGCGCGCAAGCUCGAGUUCGGCGUCGGGUGAGGGCUUGGGCACAUGCUCGGACUCCUGCUCGUCGGCGCUGACGGCGUCGUCGUUGGACGGCGAUGACGAGACUGCGCACUCGGCCGCCAAGUCGCUGCUCGGAUCGACGGCGUCGGUGGCCGACGAGGAGGCCGCAGCACCUCCGCCGUGCGCCAGUGAUUCCGCCCGGCAUCGCCGCGGUGGUGUUUCAAACGUGUCGUACGUGGCUUUUGUGGCGGUUGUGGCCGCGGUGAUCGAGGUCAUCGCGCUCGUUGUGGCUCACGCCUCGUACCUCGGCAAUGUUCUUAUGGUGGCGAUGGUGUACUGGUGGCUGGUUCCAGGCCUUGCGGCCUCGUUCUACUUUUUCCGGUACAUGCAGAAUCGGCCCGACGAGUUUGCCGAUCGCAUCACCUACCUUGUGGUUGUUGGCGUGCUCUCGCUCGCGCUGGCGACCGCGGUUUGCGUCUCGGGCUUUGUGUGGCCGGUAGUGUGGGACGUGAGCAUCAACAACCGGGUGGCAUACGACAUUUCUGUCGACAACGUCGACGCGUACGGCAACGCCAAGGCGUUCACCUUUACCGAUGCGGUACUCCUCACCGAGUUCACCCGCUCGACCGGCGGCGAGCAGCCGAUUCUUGUGGCGCCGCUCGUCUCGCGCGCCGCGGUCGACGCCGCCAACGGCACCCGCCCUAUCGGCCCGGUCAACGUCUGGGUCGUUGCAAGUAAGUUCUCCGACCUUGCUGUCGACUACAGUGGUGGAUACGUGGCGUCAGGCCUAACACGGUCGCGGAUCGAGGACGCGGCGCGGGUGGCGGUCGGCACCAGCCAAGGCGCACUCAUCGGCCCCACGACCCGCCCGCUUAUCCUCAAAUGGCGGAAUCCCAAGGCGUACGUGACCAAGUUUACCACCAUCUUUGUCGCCACCAACGUCGUCUGCUGGUUGCUCUACCUCCUUCUUGCUAUCCCGCUCUCCAUGGCCAUCAACAUGGUGCAUCCAAUCGUGACGACCUGAAGUGGUGGCGAUGACGGUUGCGACCGCGACGAUAGCAAUGAUAACACCAUCUCCUUCUCCCG